AUGCAGGAGGGGGCGGGAGGAGAGGAAGGAGUAGUCAUCUUCCUCCUCGAGACGGUCUGCAACGGCACCGUCGGCACGUACCGCUACCGCCUCGUGCCUAGCUGGGAGUCCUCUCCGUCAAGGCCUGCGGCUGGGGAUGCGGUGAUCACCUCCGCCGACGCAACGGAGUCGCUACCGGCGUCGGGAGGCAAGGGAUUGGCCCUCGAACCGGCUAGUCCGGACGUGGAGAAGCUCCGCCUCGGCACCGGCUUGGACUGGGAGUCGUCCCCGCCGCAGCCUGCGGAUGGGCCCGAUGCGGUGGCUCCCGCCAACACCACGGCCUCCCGCCCAUCGGGCUCGGUCGAGAAGCUGAUUCUGAAAGUGGCGAGUCAUUCGGAGUGUAUCGCGUCAAUUCCAUUAAGCCAGGCCACCGGUAAGCAGCGCAGCAUUGAGGUCGGAUCACUUGAAGGAAGCCACUACAUCAACCUCGAGAUCAUCCCACUUAAGAACCGGGCAAUCCUUCGUUUCUACGAGCUUGCCCAAGGGUUAAAUGUUCAAUGGAAGUCUACAAGUCUGUAUGUGGUUCACAAUGAUGAUAACCAAUAUGAUUCACUUGAGCAACGUUUUGGAGAGGAUCCAGUUUAUUACCAUGGGAAACAAAGUGUCGAUAUAUCAUUUCUCCCCAUCAAAAUCAAUUUCGAAAAGGACUUCAAGCGUGAGAAAGUGAUCGGAAAAGGCACGGAAGGAACGGUUUACCAGUGCUCGUCAAGUUUUGCUUCUAAAUUCAGCUGCGCUGUUAAGAAAAUUAAUCAAGAACAUUUUUUCAUACUGGACCCUCUUUGUGAACCAAGUGAAGUUGCUAUACUCUCCUUGCUUCACCACAGAAAUGUUAUUGAGCUAUACUUUGCUUGGUCUGAAGCAAAACUAUCUCGAGGACAUCACUAUGCCACUGGUUAUGUGUUUGUUGCUAUGAAGCAUUGUCCCAGGUCAUUGAAGAAGUAUCUGAAUGGAAGAUUGGAGCUCAACUUUCAGACCUGUAAUCACAUCUUCAAACAAAUCAUUGAAGCGUUGGCUUACAUGCAUAAAAAUGGUGUUGUGCACAGGGAUAUUAAACCUGGAAAUAUACUGAUUGAAGACGAUCUAACAAUAAAAAUUACUGACUUUGGAAUCGCUAAAGUGAAGCAGCAACCAAAUAUGAGUUUCGCUCCUGGAGUUUAUGGAAGUUUUCCUUACAGUGCACCUGAAAUUAACAACAUGGAUAAACGCCACGAUGAAAAGGUCGACAUGUUUUCUGCUGGCAUGAUAUACGGUGAACUGUUCAUAACUCCUCUGGGAACACGGGAGGAAAAGUUGAACCAUCUGGCUAAUCUCAUGAGAGGGAGAAUGAAAGAAUACCAGGAAUCAUUUACGCCCUUUGAUCUGGACGUUGUGCUGAUGAGAUCGAUUUUCUGAAUGGUUGGGGAGGCAAGGCUGUUGUACUGAAGAGAUUGACGAGUCCAGAGGAUACCGAUCGCUUGUCUGCUGUGGCUGUAAUGGACUUUCUCUAGAGUAUAGGCUGUGAAGGUGAUGAGGAUUAAUCUGUUCAUUUGUAAAUAUCUUUCAGGUAAAGAAGUGAAGCAAAGAUUGUAAAAGAUGGAGGUGGCAACGGGUACACCGAGUUGAUAUACUGUUGCAGAUAGAUACGAUAGAAUCAAAAGCAUAUAAAACAAACAACCAACUGUAUAUAUGUCGAGUUGAUAUACUUGAAUAGCUUGCUGUACAUCUCUAUCACCAUCUUAGUGUACAUCUGUCGGAAGCACAGAUACAAAGCCUGCAUUGGUUUGGU
Molecule: messenger RNA, 1804 nt
Organism: Oryza brachyantha (malo sina)
Lineage: Eukaryota; Viridiplantae; Streptophyta; Magnoliopsida; Poales; Poaceae
Product: cyclin-dependent kinase 12-like
Exons: 9
Coding region: 1-1431 (476 amino acids)
Biological process (GO): protein phosphorylation
Molecular function (GO): ATP binding; protein kinase activity
Source: RefSeq, a predicted model, not a curated record